AAUCCGCAGACGUCCCACUCACUCCUCACACACCAUCUCUGAACCGGAGUUUCGCCGCUCCAAGUUUGCCGAGAGCAGUUGCUGUCAGCAAACUACGUUUGCCCUUUACUGGCCGGCCCGGCUGGGUAGCUGAAGAGCGCCUUGCAGCGAAUCCCCGAGAAGAAGCGCUUCCGACGAGGCACAAAGGCAGCAGGAGGCGCUGCUUGGCGCUUCUGAGGCGAUCCAUUUCCCCCCUCACCAGCCCUAGUCCCCCGCGCCUUGUCCCACAGAGCGGGGGCAGAAGAACUCCGUGGGACGGGAGCAGCUCAGCAGUCUCGUCUUCGGAGCUUCGCCGGCAUUUCGACUCGGGCCAACUUGAGAGACUUCGCUGUCUUCAGCUCGGACAAACCAGAGCAAACGAUGGCGCUUUCCAAGAAAGCGCGGUAGGAAAGGAGGAAAAAUUAAGUCGGCGGGCGCGGCGGAAGAUCUUCCCGGAGAGACACCCCCCACCCGGUCCGCCGCCCCGACAGCUCAGCUUAGAAGGCAUUUUGUUGAAAAGAUGGUUCUUUAUUUGGACACCUUUGUUCAUUUCACACUCAUGCUAUUGAACCAUUGGAUAGCGUCAACCAUAUGUCUAAAUCUUGAGGAUCCAAAUGUGUGUAGCCACUGGGAAAGUUAUUCUGUUACAGUGCAAGAAUCCUAUCCCCAUCCUUUUGAUCAGAUUUACUACACCAGCUGUACAGACAUACUGAACUGGUUUAAGUGUACACGACACAGAAUCAGCUAUCGAACUGCUUAUAGGCAUGGAGAAAAGACUAUGUAUAGACGGAAAUCUCAGUGUUGCCCUGGAUUUUAUGAAAGCAGGGAAAUGUGCAUUCCUCACUGUACUGAUAAAUGCAUUCAUGGCCGUUGCAUUGCUCCAAACACCUGUCAGUGUGAGCCUGGCUGGGGUGGACCCAACUGUUCAAGUGCAUGUGAUAGUUACCACUGGGGACCUCACUGCAGUAGUCGCUGCCAGUGUAAAAAUGGAGCUUUGUGUAAUCCCAUCACUGGAGCUUGCCACUGCACUGCAGGAUUCAAGGGAUGGCGCUGUGAGGAACACUGUGACCAAGAUACCUAUGGAAAUGAUUGCCACCAAAAAUGCCAGUGUCAGCAUGGAGCCACCUGUGACCACAUCACUGGAGAAUGCAGAUGUCCCCCUGGAUAUACUGGAGCUUUCUGUGAGGAUCUUUGUCCACCUGACAAACAUGGGCCACAGUGUGAAGAAAGAUGCCCAUGCCAGAAUGGAGGAGUUUGUCAUCAUGUAACAGGGGAAUGUGCCUGCCCUCCUGGAUGGAUGGGCACAGUCUGUGGUCAGCCUUGCCCAGAAGGACGUUAUGGAAAUAAUUGUUCCCAAGAAUGUCAGUGCCACAAUGGAGGAACAUGUGAUUUAGCCACUGGUCAAUGUCAUUGCAGUUCAGGGUAUACAGGAGAACGGUGUCAAGAUGAAUGUCCAAUUGGAACUUUUGGAAUACAGUGUGCAGAAAACUGCCAAUGCAUGAAUGGUGGAAAAUGCUAUCAUAUUAGCGGAGAAUGUCUUUGUGAGCCAGGAUAUACCGGAGUACAUUGUGAAACAAGGCUAUGUGCUGAAAUAGUCUAUGGUCUUAAAUGCGACAAAAGAUGUCCCUGUCAUUUGCCAAAUACUCACAGCUGCCACCCAAUGUCUGGAGAGUGCUUUUGCAAGCCUGGCUGGUCUGGUCUCUCUUGCAAUGAAAGCUGUUCCCCAGGAUUCUAUGGUGAAUCGUGUCAACAAAUCUGCAGUUGCCGAAAUGGUGCUGACUGUGACAGUGUGACCGGAAAAUGCAUUUGUGCUCCAGGAUUUAAGGGUUCUGAUUGUUCUAUUCCUUGCCCUGUUGGAACAUAUGGAAUAAACUGUUCAUCUAUAUGUAACUGCAAAAAUGAGGCUGUUUGUUCCCUAGUGGAUGGUUCCUGUGUCUGCAAAGCUGGUUGGCACGGAGUGGACUGCUCUAUAAAUUGUCCUAGUGGGACAUGGGGUCUUGGCUGUAAUUUAACAUGUCAGUGCCUUAAUGGAGGAGCAUGCAAUAUUCUGGAUGGAACCUGCACCUGUGCUCCAGGUUGGAGAGGAGAAAAAUGUGAAUACCCCUGUCAGGAUGGCAUGUAUGGCCUGGACUGUUCAGAGCGCUGUGACUGCAGUCAUGCAGAUGGAUGUCAUCCAGUAACAGGUUAUUGCCGUUGCCUUCCAGGAUGGUCAGGUAUACAUUGUGACAGUGUAUGCGCUGAAGGACAUUGGGGUCCAAACUGUUCAUUGUCUUGUUACUGUAAAAAUGGAGCAUCAUGUUCUCCAGAUGAAGGAAUCUGUGAGUGUGCACCUGGUUACAGGGGUGCUACUUGUCAAAGAAUUUGUUCUCCCGGAUUUUAUGGACAUCGUUGUAACCAGGCCUGCCCCCAGUGUGUUCACAGCAGUGGCCCAUGCCAUCAUGUGACAGGACUAUGUGACUGUUUACCUGGUUUUACUGGAGCUCUCUGUAAUGAAGUUUGUCCAAGUGGAAGAUUUGGAAAGAACUGUGCAGGGGUUUGCACAUGCACAAAUAAUGGAACUUGUAACCCAAUUGACAAAUCUUGUCAAUGUUAUCCUGGCUGGAUUGGUAGUGAUUGCUCCCAGCCUUGCCCUCCUUCUCAUUGGGGCCCAAACUGUAUUCAUACAUGCAAUUGCCACAAUGGCGCUCACUGCAGUGCUUAUGAUGGAGAGUGUAAAUGUACACCAGGAUGGACUGGUCUCUAUUGCACACAAAGAUGUCCGCUGGGGUUUUUUGGGAAAGACUGUGCUUCAAUCUGCCAGUGUGAGAAUGGAGCUGACUGUGAUCACAUUUCAGGCCAGUGUACAUGUCGCACAGGAUUCAUGGGAAAAUACUGUGAACAGAAGUGUCCCCCGGGUACUUACGGUUAUGGUUGUCGGCAAAUAUGCGAUUGCCUGAACAACGCAACUUGUGACCAUAUCACUGGAACCUGUUACUGUAGCCCUGGCUGGAAAGGAGCAAGAUGUGACCAAGCAGGGGUGAUCAUUGUAGGAAACCUGAACAGUUUAAGCCGUACUAGCGCUGCCAUUCCAUCUGAUUCUUACCAAAUUGGAGCCAUUGCUGGAAUCAUAAUUCUUGUCCUUGUUGUCCUUUUUCUGCUUGCAUUGUUCAUUAUUUAUAGACAAAAGCAGAAAGGGAAAGAAACAAAUAUGCCAGCAGUUACCUACACACCUGCCAUGAGAGUUAUCAAUGCAGAUUAUACAAUUUCAGAAACCAUUUCUCAUAAUAAUGGUGGAAGCACUAAUAGUCACUACUUCUCUAACCCCAGCUAUCACACUCUAACACAAUGCUCAAAUACAGCAAAUGCCAACAACAUGAAUAGGAUGACUCUGUCAAAGUCAAACAAGAACCAAUUGUUUGUGAAUCUUAAAAACAUGGAUCCUCAGAAGCGAGCCCCCAUCAUGGAUUACACAGGGACAUUGCCAGCUGAUUGGAAGCAUGGAGGCUACCACAAUGAAUUAGGAGUUUUUGGAGCUGACAGAAGCUGUUUGGGGAAAUCCUUGAAAGACCUAAUAAAGAAUUCUGAAUAUAAUUUAAGUAACUGCUCCUUAAGUAGCUCUGAAAAUCCAUAUGCUACUAUUAAAGAUCCACCAGCGCUUAUGCCAAAAAAUUCAGAAUGUGGAUAUGUUGAAAUGAAAUCACCAGCACACAGGGAUUCUGCCUAUGCAGAAAUUAAUAACUCUGUUUCGUCUAACAAAAAUGUAUACGAAGUUGAACCAACAGUUAGUGUUGUCCAAGGCAAUUUAAGUAAUAAUGGACCCAUCAGCCAAGAUCUUUAUGAUUUACCAAAAAACAGCCACAUCCCUUGCCACUAUGACUUGCUGCCUCCUCGGGAUAGCCCUGCAUCUUCAGACAAAGAUGAAAACAGUGAAUAACCUUUGAUGAACAUAAUCAUGUUAUCUUGAAAAGUGGAAUCUGGUUAUUCUUCUUCUGUUUUCCUACCUGCAUCCAGUAAACGUUUGCUGUACAUAAAGGAGGAGAAUCAAACUACAGUUUCUAUAUACUCACUACUGAUGAAUAGAUGUUAAGCUUGGAAGGUCAUGUCAGAUUUUCCAUCAAACUUAAAAAAAAAAAUAAAAGCCAAGCAUUUACAUUGUGAUGCAUUGGCUCAACAUCCAAGCUUACGGAACAAUGCUUGUGAGAACUCUACUGCUCAGAAGAAGCAGCCAUCUUUCACUAUCUCAACUUAUAUAUGUUGACAUACAUUUUCUUUUCUUUUUAUGACCCUGUAAACCCUUUAUUCAGGGUAGGGUCGGGAUGACUGAAUGGAGCUGAAUGUUUACUAGCCGGAUGCCCUUCCAGAUGCCUACAUGCAGUAGAGAUUUUCUCUUUGCGCCGUGAGAGGGAAACAUCUGCUGCUACAAUAGGAUUGAACUCUCAAACUUUUGAGUGGGAGGCAAACAUCUUCAUUACUAGGCCCCCACACUGCUCAUAAAUGUUGACAUACAAUCAAGACAGCAUAAUCUGCCAAAUAUUCACUUAGCCAAGUAGCCAGGAUUACUAAUUAUGGGUAGGGGUUAUAAACAAGAAACAUACCACUUUUUCAAUGGCAAAGAUGGUAUAAGGAGAUACUCAGAGUAUACUCACCACAAUCCUGGACUGUUUGGACAAACCUCCAAGAUAUUUAUCACAUUGCUGAUAAUGGAACUAUAAUACAGAACAGGAAUAAUUUUGAAUAGGAGUGAAUCAGUGAAGAUUGAAGAUUGAAUGAAUAUGUCUGGAGACCUGUAUCAUGAAAUGGGAUUUGUCAUACCUGUUGUUGGUUCAAUACUGGCUAUUCUAACUACAAUAUUUGUUAUAUGUGAGUAAUAUAUAACAAAUACAUAUACCUAUAAGCAUUGCGUAAACAUAUAAAUUAAAGGUUUUAUUUUUACCAAAAUGUCUUCAAGGACCGGAUGAGAGAACCCAGAUAUAACAUAUGUACAUUCUGAAUGAGAUAAGGUUUCAAUUCAUCAACAAGGAAGAGUAUUCUUCAUCUGAAAUUAAUUGAACCAAUCUUUGUAUACUUGUUGAAAAGGUACCUUUUUUAUGAUAGGAAAGGAAUAGGAAAAAUAUGCUUAAGCUGGACUUUUGCAUUGUUGAAAACUUAGCAUGCGUAGCCCACAUUUCAUUAACUUGUAUUUUAAAAUAAUGUAGCUGUGUUUUCUAGUGAUUUAGAACAACAAUGGUGAAAUAUUAUAUUUUAUAAUCGUGUCAACUCCCCUUAUUUCCAGCUUCAUGAGAUUUAGAGGUUCUGCUUUUAUGAAGGAAAAUAUUAUUGGAGUACAUCAAUUUCCCAACAGACUUAAAAGUUGCAAUUUACCAGUGUGUAAACUGUGGCAAUAUUCAGAUUUUUAAAAGACAGGUUUAAUAUUAAGGCAAGGGUUUAUUUAUAAGAAAAAUAUUAAACUGGAGAGAACUUAGAUGUGAUUAAUUCUUUAAUUAAAAAUGUAAUAUCUCUGUUUCAAGGGCAUUUUUCUUAUGCUCUAAUGUGCCAAUAGCUAUGUGCAAUUUUCACAUAAAAGAUAAAAAAAUGGCAAUCAAUCAGCUCUCAAUCUAGAAUUGUUUUGUGCAAUGUAGCUAUCCAUUACUAUAUCAUUUUUAGCUCUAACAGUAAGAGAUUAUUCCUUAUAUAUGUAUUAAAUAUAAUUGUUGGAUUUUUCAGUUUUCAGUUUCCAAUUUUCUAUUUCUUACCAUUCAAUUCCUAAAAUAAAUCAUAUGUCCUAGGGCUAUUAAAUUUUUUAAAAUAUUAAUGGCUCAGAUCUAACAAAAUGGUAGGGUUGGAAAAGAAAAACUUUUCUAGAUAUUCCAGAAAAUAAACCUGGAUUGAAACUAAAAUGUAUUUUACUUCAAAGGCAUUCUCCAUCAAAAGGUGCUGCCACAACUUGAUUUAAACUUGGUAGGCAAUGUCUUUGUAUACUAAAACACAUAAUAUGCUUGGAAGAUGCAAACCUGAAGGACAAAAGAACAGCGUUUUGCAAUUUAAGCAGUUCAAAUAUCUUGCUGAAGGAUAAGGUUGGAAUAGUGUCUGAAAUAGCUCUGUUGGCUUUUGUGUCACGGUAUAAAGCUUACAAAUAAAGACUAUCUUUUUUUGAA
Molecule: messenger RNA, 6131 nt
Organism: Pantherophis guttatus
Lineage: Eukaryota; Metazoa; Chordata; Lepidosauria; Squamata; Colubridae
Gene: MEGF10
Product: multiple EGF like domains 10
Cellular component (GO): membrane
Molecular function (GO): protein binding
Source: RefSeq, a predicted model, not a curated record